AUGGGGGAGGGCUCAGCAUCAUCCGACAGCACCACCAUCGGUCGACAAAAAACAUUUGUCGAGGAGAAGAAUCAGGCUCAUGCCCUCAAGACGACCUUGUCGGCCGACAGGGCCGGCUUCAACCCGCACGAUGAACCCCCGAACUCCCCGCGACUGUCCGUGCCGCACGACAUGUUCCAGAGGCGGACAUCGCUCGACCUGGACGACUACUUUGUCGGACCCCGCGACAUGUCCCGACACUCCAAGUGGCCCAUGUUCCUCCGCAUGCACGGUAGCAUCAUGCCCAAGAUGAUCGUCCCGCUGGUCCUCGUCGGCGCCUGGGCAUCGCUCAUCACCGUCGUCUCCAUGAAGGUCCACCACCUGGGCGUCGACUCGGUGCUGCUGACCAUCACCGGCUUCACCAUCAGCCUGGGACUCUCGUUCCGCAGCUCGACCGCCUACGAGCGCUACGCCGAGGGACGCCGCUACUGGGCCCUGCUGAGCACGUCGUCGCAGGCCCUGGGCCGCGUCUUCUGGAUCCACGCCACCGACGUCCCCGGCCAGGACACCCGUGAGCUCAUGCUCCGCAAGAUCACGGCCAUGAACCUCAUCGUCGCCUACGCCCACUCCAUCAAGCACGCCCUCCGCUUCGAGCCCUACUCAGGCUACGCCGAUAUGAGCCACCUGGUCAGCCACCUCAACUUCAUCGCCGACGAAGCCACGAAGGCCCAUCCCGAAAAGGUCGCCCCGCCCCCCCGCAAGAACUUCUUCAAGGAGACGGGAGAGUAUCUGGGCGUGACGUUUGCCACCAGCAACCCCCGCAAGGCCAUCAAGAAGACGGACCUGCCGCUCGGCAACGUGCCCCUCGAGAUCCUCAACUACAUCGCCGUCACGGUCGACGAGAUGAUCCGCAACGACCAGCUCGCCAUCCCCAUGCUCCAGACCCUCGCCUACAACAACCUCAGCUUCCUCAACGACGUCCUCACCGGCUGCCAGCGCGUCCUCAACACGCCCCUGCCGCUCGCCUACUCCAUCGCCAUCACCCAGAUCACCUGGGUCUACGUCAUGCUCCUCCCCUUCCAGCUGAUCCCCCUCCUCGACUGGAUCGCCAUCCCGGCCUCGGUCGUGGCCGCCUACAUCAUCCUCGGUCUGCUCCUGAUCGGCGAGGAGAUCGAGAACCCGUUUGGCCACGACGUCAACGACCUUCCCCUCGACAAGUACUGCGAGGAGAUUGCCCAGGACAUGGACACGAUCGCCAGCCACGACAAGCGCGACCCCCUCGCCUUCAUGGACCACGAGAAGAACAAGCCCCUCUACCCGGCCAGCACCGCCUCCCUCAGCGUCUGGAUGCACCGUGACGAGGAGAAGCUCCGGCAGGCCAUCAAGAGCAAGCACGCCAAGGUCUUUGAGCUGCACAAGACCGAGAUGGCCAAGAACGGCGAAGACAUGGUGUAG
Molecule: messenger RNA, 1434 nt
Organism: Geosmithia morbida
Lineage: Eukaryota; Fungi; Ascomycota; Sordariomycetes; Hypocreales; Bionectriaceae
Product: ion channel-forming bestrophin family protein
Exons: 1
Coding region: 1-1434 (477 amino acids)
Molecular function (GO): chloride channel activity
Source: RefSeq, a predicted model, not a curated record